This is a messenger RNA of Heterocephalus glaber (naked mole-rat), 5665 nucleotides long. The record is from RefSeq and is a predicted model, not a curated record. NCBI's taxonomy places the organism in Eukaryota, Metazoa, Chordata, Mammalia, Rodentia, Bathyergidae.
GGCGGUGGCCUCCCGGAGCGGGGUGGGCGGCGCGCCGGGGGAGGGAAGGGCCGGGCCGGACCGGGUGAGGACUGAGGGAAACCGCCCGAGCGAACGGGCUCGGGAUGGGAGAACUCCGAGUCGGCGCGAAAUAGCCUUGGUCACCCGGGCGGAAGGGUGGAGGGCCCGGGGCCAGACCGGCCACCCAGAGGCUCCCGGAGGGUCCCUGACCUCCGUCAGGCGGGCCGGCCCAGGGUCCCUCAAAGACAGGCGACGGGGGAAAACCCGAUGUCUUUUGUGGCAGCUUCUGGCCUGUUCCAGUCCUCAACAACUUUUUCUUUGCCAUUCAUCUUGAAAGAAAAUAAAAUUGGCAUAAAGGCAGCGAGAUCGAAGAUAAACCAAAACAGAAAUGCUGGAUAGAGAUGAAAGGAAGUACAAUCCAAAACAUCAUCUCCUUUCAAUCCUGCAUGAACUCAAAGCACCCUUUUCAUAAACCACCUCAUGGGUCACUGUAGCAGUCCUUUGAGACAGUGAGGGUUCACUUGGAAUCAUACUUUUAGGCGACUUGGGCUCCAGCUAACCCCUAGCUGUGAUUCAAGCCAAUCUCCUACCCACCCAACUCUCCCCAGGACAGCAUCUCUUUCAGGUAAUGCUGUUGUGAGCCACAACUUUAAAUAUCAACUGACUGUUCCCAUCAACAAAAGUAUCCCAUUAAUUUUUGAAUUUUUCAAAAUGAGCAAUAGUAAACUAAUACCCAAGCUCUCCAUUCAAUCUCCUGUCCAUCAUAGCAACUUAAAUGAUCAGUCCUCAGAUCUACUUUUUAAGAAAGACUUAAAUCUGAUUUCAAAAGACUCCUUAGAGUCAGAUUCAGAAAGCCUCACUCAUGAGAAUAAGUCCCAAUCUGAACUUGAGGACCAAAUCCAGGACAAAGAUAUGGAGCCGGACAGUUUAGAGGAGAGCCCUGCACAGGAAAGCCUGAGUGAGACAGAAGAGGAAGCCGGGAAAACAGCAGUUCAUAUGGCCCAGGAGGAAGACUGCUCUACUCAGGACAGUGUCGGGAAUAAUAGCCAACAGCUUAUAAAAGACAAAUAUUCAGACCUCCGAUAUGAUCCGAACUGGAAAAAUAAGAAAGAGGAAGUGCAGUUGUUGGUUGUGGAAACCUUGCCAGAGUCUGCAGACAGCUCUUCAGAAAAUCUGCCCUUGGUGCCGCUCUACCCUUCCAAGGAGACUUCAAUGGAGCUCUCAGAGGGAAAAGACAAACAGAAAAAGAGUCCUCAGAGUGCAACCUCCUUACUCGGAAGUGAAUUUUUAAGCCCAGACUAUGAGCCUGGCUCCCAAGACAUCGACCUAUUUUCAGAGCCAAGUGACAGUGACCAGGAGGAGAAAUCAAGCAACCUCUCUAAGUACCUGAAGAGUUCAAGUUCACAUAAUGAAGUAUUCCUCCCAGGAUCACGUGGCCCUCGAAGAAGGAAGUCUAAGCAAUAUUUUGUGGAAAAAAAUAAACUUACAUUGGGAUUACCCACUCCUAAAACAGACUCUUAUCUUCAACUUCACAAUAAAAAAAGGGGAGAAACUCAUCUAGAACAGAUCUCCUACCCCAUCAGAGUAACUGGCAAGACUUCUGUUCAGAGUGCCAAAGAGAUUGAAAAUGCUCCCAUCGGUCCCGAGGACAAAUGGCUUCAAAGAGCACAACAGCUAAAGAAUUACCAGGAACACUGCUCUCAAUAUGAAGGUAAAAAGUCAAGCAAUGUCCCAAGAGGUCAAUCCUCUGAGUCAAUAAAUGGCCAGCAACCUUCCAGAAGACCAGCGAAGCCCAAAGUUCGGAGACUGCACAAACACCAGAAUGGCAUGAAGUCCUUCGUGACUAAAGAGCUCACUGACAUUCAAGGGAACCAGAAUAAAACUCCCGGACAGCAACAAAACCAAAAUCAGCAUGGGUCAAUUGUGCUUUUGAAUGCUUCUAAUAAUGAUUUACAAGACAUGAGUGCCCUUAGGAACCAGAAUCCCAAAAAAAUCCCAAUCUCCAAUGUAUUUGCUCUACGGAAACAGACUUUUGGCAAGGUAUUAUACAAAAACUCUACUGGGCAUCACUCAGUGCUGAAUGUUAAUAAAGAAAGACGAUGCAGAGAUGAAGAAAAGAAAAGAUUUUCAUAUCAGCAAUUACCCAUCUACACUCUUUCUAACAUGGAUUUGAACAAUUUUAAUGAACUUUCUAAGAGACAUGUGCUCUUGAGCCAGAAAGGCUCUCAAUCUGCUUAUGACAUGGAUGUUCAUGAAGCCACUGAAAAUAAGAAGCAACCCAAACAACCUUAUGAAGAGACAAAAUAUAAGAACAUAGAAAUGCUAUGGAAAUUCCACUCUUCCUCAUACAACCAACCUACUAGAGCUUCUCCAGAUUCACGGCUCACCCAAAUCAUGGAACAACAUCAGCAAGCUUUGGUGCAGCUGGCCGAGGUGCAGCCCAGGGAGGGGUCCUUUUCCAGCAUCACACUUCUGCCCAUCUUGUCCAGUGUGGAAAGUGAAUCCCAACUCAGUUCAGAGAGAAAUCAAAUGAAAAUUAUUCGUAGCAAUUCCGAAGGCUAUCUGUUUCAACCAGAAAAGGGGAAAAAGAACAGGAAAAGAAGCAGCGUUAAGAGUUCUAAGCUGAAAGGCUAUCAAAAAAGAGACGUGAGGCUUGGAGGCCUGGGACCUGACUUUGAGUCCAUCAGAGACAAAAUGCAAAAAUUAAAACAGCAAAAGGAAUAUGCAAAACAAGUUAAGGAGUACAACAUGAAGACACUCUCUAUUCUAUCCAAACCACAAACAGCAAAAACUGAAAAUAAAUUGGUCAUUCCUCGGCAGAAGGCUUUGGAAUAUGCAAAAACCAUCCCCAAACCAAAACAAUCAAAUCUGACUGACCAAACAACAAAGGAGAAAAAAAAUCCAACCUAUGAUGGGAAAGAAGAAAGUUUACCUGAAAUCUCCCUACUAGAGAUACUACAGAGCAGACACGAGAGGGAAAAACAGGCUGUGGCUGCUUUCAAAGUUCUUCAUAUUGUCUAGAUAGCACUUGGUAGGAGAUCAAAAACACUCCAAGAACAGACACACAGAAAAAACUCCAACCAACUCAUCUGCAUUGUGAAUGAUAACCCAGUACCAUCAUUCAAACACUGCACAGGAUUUAAUAGGGGCUGUCAUGUUAUGGUCCCAUUCUUCACCUUCUAGCAAGAAAAUAUUUUUAAUUAUUUAUUUUCAAAUCAGUUAGAAUUUUGGGCUGAUAAAUAACUAGAGAAUAAAACCUUUAGUUUCUUAUCGGAUCUUUUGAUUUCUUAAACUAUCUGUGCCCUUCUUUAGCAAAUGAAAACCUUGAAAUUACCCAGAAUUAAAUAUAAACACUUCAGAUUCUCUUAAAAUGAACUCAUCAGUACUCAUCAGUAAAUUCUGAGAUAACAUUUCAAAAAUAUUACUCAAAUAUGCAAGUUUACCCAAGGAUUUGUAUGUAAAAUUUAAAAAGAAUGAAGGUAGAUGUAGAUGUAUCUAUUAGAAUAGAACAAAUUCCAGUAUCGUUCACAGUGUCAAAAUAUUAGUUAUAAAUCCCCAACAAGUUCAGAAAUGCCCAACUUAGGCAACUCUGAGAAAUACACUUUAUCAAAACCAAGUAUAUAAAUUUGCUAGGCAUCUUGCCACCACAAAUAUCUUAAAAUAUUGUCAAAUGUAAGCUUCCACAUAAAAAGUAAUAUUAGAUAAAAGAGAAAUAUUCUACACUUUACUACUGAAUUUGAUAUUAAUAAAUAUUUCAAUUUAUUUAUAUAUUUUGAUGUAUUAUAAAAAUUGCCAGUCUUUUUUUUUAAGAGUAGGAAAUAUUUAUUGGGAGAAAGAAAGCUUCUGCCUAAGAGAGACAGAAGGGGGACCGGAAAGUGGGUUGCCUGCCCACCCCACUUUUCAAAGAUAUUUUAUACAGCAAACCCAUGUGGUGAGGCGGGUAAAAAUUUUCCAGUCUUAAAACUACUAAAUAUAUUUAAUUUUUUACUUCCUUCACUGUAUUUGGUGGGCAUUGCAUUCUCAGGUGAACAUAUCCAAAAAUGUAUAAUUUUAACACCAGUUUAGGGCAGAUCUGUUUACUCAUGGGGCGUAAAGACUAGCUUUGGAAAUUCAAAAUUCUGUGUUAUAUAUAUUUUACAUAUAUAAUGAUAUGAUAUAAAGGCUGUCUAUAGUAACUUUUUUUUUGAAACUGGAAGCAGUUUAGAGUUGAGAGUCUGGAAAAAUAAAUAUCUGAAGAGUACAAGAAAACUGGUAAAUCAUGGUUCAGUGGUUUUUGGAAAAUAAUAUAUGAGGAGUUAGUGCCACAAAAUCACAGCCCAAACUACUUUAAAAUGUAUUUUUGUCAAACUACUUUAAAAUGUAUUUUGUAUCCUUCAGGAUACAUGGUGAAGACAUUUCUAGAAACAUUAAUUUUUUUCCUAAAUGGCUUUAAAUUUAAACUAACUGUGGGAUGUCAAAAGAAUGCAUAUAGAGACAGUCCCAUACUUUCAUACUUAAAGGAACAGAGUGAAAUUUUUAAAUUGUCUAUUUCAACUAGAGUAAAAGAAUUUAGCGCUUGAAAAGAAUUUAUCUUGUUCACCUGCCAACUUUUCAAUAGAGGAAAUAGGGGCCAAGGAAAGGUAAGUGACACUCAAGUCCUUCUGCUCUGUUCAGGAGAAUGGGAGAGCAGCCAGGUCUCAGUCCCCGGUCUCUGCACACCAAGAACAGUGCUAUUGGGUUCCUUGUCAGUAGAAAGAGGAUGUUCUUGUUUCUCGGUGUGGGCAAGGAGCACAUAAUUGCUAUGAAUUUCAAGCUGGGCCUGAAUUUCCUUAAGUUCAGUUUUUAGAAAUAUACCUUACUAUGUACCUGAUGAUUUUUAAAACAUGUACAAUCUGGCAGAUUUUCUAACCAACACUGGUAAAGUUCUAAUACACAUAGAAAGCAACUCAAACUUUGAUGCUGACUGAUAAAAGACAUUCUCCCCUACCCCAUCGAAACACUUCUAAACUUGCCAUCACCAUUUUUCUGAUAGCUUGCCUUUGGUCCUGUGGUUAAAUCCUUCCAACACUUUUACAUAUCCUGUCAAAACCAAGCAGGUUAAGUGGCUUAGUUGAUGUCAAACCACACUUUUGCAAGCUCCUUGUCCCCAAAGCCAGUUUUCACCAUCCAACACAGAAGACUAUGUACAUCAGAAUUCUUUAUACAAUGCCAACUGGCAUCUAAAAUGACUUUGGCUAAAGAAAUAAAAUCUGCUUGCUGAAAGUUUGAAGUUGAAGUCUAAGAAUGGAUUAGAAUGGCCCGUGAGCCCCAAGUCCACUCACAAUAGUAAUUUCAGUGGAAUGUCACAAAGCUACCACCACCCUAGGACAGGAGAGAGACUGCAAACAAUAAAUGACAAAUACUUUUUUGUUCUUUCUUUAAACUAUGCUAACAACAACAAUAUUGAUCUUUUUUAAACCUAGGUGGAUCAGUGACCAAUUUUAUAACAUUUCUGUUUCAGAUACUCAAGAAAAUAGAAACAACCUGGCUGAUAGAAAACAAGGAACUUUAAACUUCAGUGAUGUAAUAAGAGAAGCCCUGUAUUUGACCAGAUGUUAUAUAUGGCAUUGAAAGACAUGGUAUAAUUCUGCCUAAUCUCUGUGAGCUGGUACAAAUAAAGGCCUUUUGAGCCAUCUAUUCGCUCUUA